This is a messenger RNA of Anolis sagrei ordinatus, 942 nucleotides long. RefSeq names its product transmembrane p24 trafficking protein 10 (gene TMED10). The record is from RefSeq and is a predicted model, not a curated record. Gene Ontology annotation, cellular component: COPII-coated ER to Golgi transport vesicle; Golgi apparatus; COPI-coated vesicle. Gene Ontology annotation, biological process: intracellular protein transport; endoplasmic reticulum to Golgi vesicle-mediated transport; Golgi organization. Lineage: Eukaryota; Metazoa; Chordata; Lepidosauria; Squamata; Anolidae.
CCGCCGAGCCUUCCUCCUCCUCCGCCGCCGCCGCCAUGCUGCUGCCGGCCUCGCUCGCCCUGGCCCUCUUGGUCCUGCUGCCCAGCCCCGCCCGGCCCCUCUCCUUCCACCUGCCCGGCAAGGCCCGCAAAUGCCUGCGGGAGGAGAUCCACCGGGACACGCUGGUCACCGGCGAGUACGAGGUCGCCUCCCCGCCGGGCUCCUCCAGCGGGCCUUCCGCCAACCUCAAGAUUACUGACUCAUCUGGGCACAUUCUCUAUUCCAAGGAGGAUGCUGUUAAAGGCAAAUUUGCUUUCACCACAGAAGACUAUGAUAUGUUUGAGGCUUGCUUUGAGAGCAAACUCCCUGUAGGAACAGGGCGGAUGCCAGACCAGCUCGUGACCUUGACUAUGAAGCAUGGAGUAGAAGCAAAGAACUACGAGGAGAUUGCUAAAGUUGAGAAGUUGAAGCCAUUGGAGCUGGAGCUGCGAAGACUAGAAGAUCUUUCAGAAUCUAUUGUCAAUGACUUUGCCUAUAUGAAGAAGCGAGAGGAAGAGAUGCGAGAUACAAAUGAGUCUACCAACAUUCGAGUAUUAUACUUCAGCAUUUUCUCCAUGUUCUGCCUCAUUGGAUUGGCUACCUGGCAGGUCUUCUAUCUGCGUCAUUUCUUCAAAGCCAAGAAGCUUAUUGAAUAGCAAGAGGAGCAUUUUUUUUUUUUAAUUUUUAAAUUGAAACCCCAACAGGACAAAACAGAGAUCCGGCAAUGUUUGUUUAUAGCUAACUUGGAGUUAGCAUGCCAAACAGAACUUUUUCUGCAUUUGGCUCCCAAAGGGAGGGAAGAUAACGUUGGCAUAGGAAAAAAAGUGAGGAGUCUCCUGAACUAUUUUUGGAUAAUGUUGGGAGGGACUGCAGUUGUGAUUUGAGGGGACUCUUGAACAGGGAUGAAAUAAAACUGCAGUUGGA